Dendrobium catenatum is the source of this 4713-nucleotide messenger RNA. RefSeq names its product translocase of chloroplast 159, chloroplastic. The coding region runs from base 104 to 4516 and encodes 1470 amino acids. Lineage: Eukaryota; Viridiplantae; Streptophyta; Magnoliopsida; Asparagales; Orchidaceae. Gene Ontology annotation, biological process: protein targeting to chloroplast. Gene Ontology annotation, cellular component: chloroplast outer membrane. The record is from RefSeq and is a predicted model, not a curated record. Gene Ontology annotation, molecular function: GTP binding; GTPase activity. The transcript has a single exon.
AAACCUAAAAAAAUAAAUAAAAAUCUCACUUUUUCGUUCAUAGCCCUCACAAAGCUUCCAUCCAACAUCUCCCCUCCUUCCGCCCAACCUUAUCUCAAUUUCCAUGGAUUCCGACUCCGCUAUUUCUCUUUCUUCUCCACCGCCAACGUCAUCGCAAGCGUACAGCGGUGCGGCCAACGAGGAGGCGCCGGCGCCGGAGCUGGAGGAGUAUGAGACUGCCUCGAGCCCCGAAGUUGAUGACUCGGACUCCGCCGCCGUAACGGGGAAAGCCCCUUUGCCGGGUGAAAACCGCGUGACGAGCUCUCCUGCGACGGAGGAUCAAAAGGCUGCAUCGGAGGAUGAAGGUGAGGCCCGUGACUCUAGCCAAAAAGGGGUUUUGGGGGAGAAUUCUGAUUCUGUGGGAGUUGGGGAGAAAAAGGGGGAGGAUGAGAAGGAGGAAAAUUUGCAUGCUUCAUUGCCGCAGAAUCAGGUUGGAAGCGAUGAUUCUGGUGAGGGUGAAAUUGGAAAGAAUGUCGAGAAUGGAGUUGGUGGGAGCUUGGUUGAAAAAGAUGAGAACUUGGGUGAGGAAACGGACAAAGUUAACAACUUAGUUACGGAAGGAUCCCAGGAGCCGGAGGGCAAGGAAGCGGGAGGAAAUGAAUCCAAUGAUACUGCAAUGGAGCCCAAGGCAAGCGAAACUACCGAAUCUGAUUCUGCCGCUUCAAUAAAUCAAAGCGAUAUUGAGGAAGUGGUGCCAAAGGGUAUUGAAACUGAAUCUAAUGUUGAUACGACUGGUGAGGUUGGAACUAGUACUCAAGAAGGAUUUGGUGCUGUUGUAGAGGAAGAGGAGAAGUCUGAGAACCCUGAUGAGCUUUUACGUGCUGCUGAUGAUGUUUUGGAGCAUAACAAUGUCGUUGCGACUGGUGAUAUUGGAGCUGAUACUCAAGAAGGAUUUGAUGCUGUUGCAGAGGUAGAGGAAGAGUCUGUGAAAUCUGAUGAAAUUUUACCUGCUGAUGAUGAUGUUUUGGAGCAUAAAAAUGUUGUUGCAGUAGAGCCAAAGGGUGCAGAAUUGGAAGCUAAAACAAAUACUGAUGGAGCUGACACAGUUGAACCUUUUGUAGAUGAUGCUAAUGCCAGUGAAAGCAUGGAAGUUGUAGAUGAAUCGGAAGGAGAGGUAAAGGCUGAAAAUAAGUCUGUCAAGCAGGAGGAAAUUGGUGCUAGUGAUGCGGCAGGCUCUGAAAAAAAUGCUGAAGCUCCUGAAUUGGAUUCUAUCGAUUCAUUAAAUGAUGAAGUUGCGGAAAAGGAAGGGGGUUUUGUAGAGAGCCCUGCAAUUGUGGAUUCUGAGUCUGUGAUGAGUACUGCAGAUAAGAUUGAUCAAGUGAAUCAUAGCGAGAUUAGUGAAAGAACUGCUAAUUUGAAUCAAGAAGUUGCUGAUGAGAAAGAUGUUAUUGGUUUAGAGCAUGUUCAUAGCCUUGGUGAAGGUGAACAACUAACUGCAGAUGAGGGUUCUUUGAAUUCGGCUGUAGAGGAGGCCAAUCUUCCUGACAGUGCAAAAGAAGCUGUGGUGGGGGAUGAGAAUACUCAAGGAACUACUACUGAAAAUCUGCCUUCAAAGAGUACUGCUGAUGAUCUUCAUCAAUUGAAUUCUAGUGAGAUCAGUGAAAGAAGUACUUUGAGUCGAGAAAUUGCUGAUGGGAAGGUGGUGGUGAGUUCAGAACAUUCUGCUAUCUCUAAUGAAGGUGAUGUUGCAUCCAAGUUCAAUGCAGAUGAUAAUUUGAACUCAACUGAUGACUUGGUAACUCUCCCUGACACUGCAAAAGAAACUGUGGUUGGGGAUAAGAAUAUUCCUGAAACUACCGUUGAAAAUCUGUCUCAAGUUUCUGAAUUAGAUCAGCAGGUGGAACCUGCUGAGGACGAGAAAGAUGAGGAGGAUGAAGAUGAAGAUGAAGUUAGCAGAAUCUCUGAUGGCCCGGCAAGGGUUGCUAUCUUGGAUAGUCCUGAGGCAGCAAAGCAGAUUAUAAGGGAAAUGGAGAGGAUUUCCUCCAGUUCUCAUUCAGGUCUUCAGGGCUCUCGGGAUCAUUCAAGCAAUGCAGAUGGACAGAUUGUUUCUGACUCCGAUGAAGUGCUGGAUUCUGAUGAGGAUGGUGAAGGGGGCGAGCUGUUUGAUUCUGCUGCAUUGGCUGCACUGCUCAAAGCUGCAACUGGUUCUUCUGAUGGAACAGUUACUGUCACUUCUCAAGAUGCAGCUAGAAUUUUUUCAGUGGACCGUCCAGCUGGUUUGGGAACUGCUCCAUCACUGAGGCCAGCGGUUCCCCGUUCGACUCGUCCCAGCCUGUUUGCUUCCUCAGAGCUUGCUGCAGUUUCAGAUCCUCAUUCUAUGGAUGAUGAUGAGAAGAAGCUGCAUGAGAAGGUUGAGCAGAUCAGGGUGAAGUUCCUUCGCCUCGUUCAUAGGUUGGGUCAUUCUCCAGAAGAUACAGUGGCUGCUCAGGUUCUUUAUCGUCUGAGCCUUGCAGAAGGGAUCAGGCAAGGCAGGCAAGUGAGCCGUGCUUUCAGUACCGAGAGUGCUAAAAAACAGGCCUUGCAACUUGAAGAGGAGGGGAAGGAUGAUUUGGACUUCUCAUGCAACAUUUUGGUCCUUGGCAAGACUGGUGUAGGCAAAAGUGCGACUAUAAACUCCAUUUUUGGUGAAGAGAGGUCUCAUACCAAUCCUUUUCAACUGGCAACAACUUCAGUGAGGGAGAUUUCUGGUGUGGUCAAUGGUGUUAAAAUUCGUGUUAUAGACACUCCUGGGCUCAAAGCUUCUAUAAUGGAUCAACCAACAAAUAGAAAAAUUCUAUCAUCCAUAAAGAAGUUUACAAAGAAGUGUCCUCCAGAUAUUGUUCUCUAUGUGGACCGAAUGGAUACACAGACUCGAGAUUUCAAUGAUUUGCCUCUGUUGAGGUCUAUCACUACUGUCCUGGGCUCAUCAAUCUGGUUCAAUGCUAUUGUUGCUCUCACACACGCUGCUUCUGCUCCUCCUGAUGGGCCCAAUGGUUCGCCCUUGGGCUAUGAAAUGUUCAUAGAUCAAAGAUCUCAUGUGGUUCAGCUAUCCAUUCGACAAGCAGCUGCGGACAUGCGGCUCAUGAAUCCAGUAGCUCUUGUUGAGAACCAUCCUUCUUGCAGGAGGAAUAGGGAGGGUGAGAGGGUUCUUCCUAAUGGACUGAGCUGGAGGCCUCAAUUACUUCUUUUGUCCUACUCAUCAAAGAUAUUAUCUGAAGCCAAUUCCCUUUUGAAGCUUCAAGACUCUUCUCCUGGAAAGCUCUUUGGUUUCCGCCUUCGCUCCCCUCCACUUGCCUUCCUGUUAUCUUCUCUUCUGCAAUCCAGAGCGCAUCCAAAGCUUUCCGGUGAUCAGGGUGGUGAUAAUGCUGAUUCUGAUAUUGACCUGGAUGACUUGACGGAUGCAGAACAGGAUGAAGAAGAAGAUGAGUUUGAUCAGCUCCCACCAUUUAAGCCUCUGAGAAAAGCUCAGAUUGCCAAACUCACCAAGGAGCAAAGGCAUGCUUAUUUUGAUGAGUAUGAUUACCGAGUUAAACUUCUUCAGAAGAAACAAUGGAAGGAAGAGCUUCGGCAAUUGAAAGAGAUCAAGAAGAAAGGAAAGAUCAAUACAGAUGAGUUUGCCAAUGGUGAUAUGCCUGAAGAUUAUGAUCAGGAUGGUGGUCCUGCAGCCAUACAAGUCCCUUUACCAGAUAUGGUACUCCCACCAUCGUUUGACUGUGAUAAUCCUGCUUAUCGCUACCGAUUUCUGGAGCCAACAUCUCAGCUUCUUACCCGACCUGUACUGGACACACAUGGUUGGGACCAUGAUUGUGGUUACGACGGUGUCAGCAUUGAAGAGAGUCUCGCCAUUGCUGGUCGGUUUCCUACAUCAAUGGCAGUUCAGAUCACAAAAGAUAAGAAGGAGUUCAACAUCCACCUAGACUCCUCCAUUGCAGCCAAACAUGGAGAACAUGGCUCUACUCUUGCUGGGUUUGACAUCCAAUCUAUUGGGAAACAGCUAGCUUACAUAUUCCGCGGUGAGACCAAAUUUAAGAACUUGAAGAAGAACAAGACUGCAGCUGGAAUAUCUGUUACUUUCUUGGGGGAAACUGUAGCUACUGGAUUGAAAGUUGAAGACAGAAUAUCAAUCGGCAAGAGGCUUGGACUUGUGGCCAGCACUGGAGCAGUCCGUGCGCAGGGGGAUGUUGCUUUUGGAGCUAACCUUGAGGCUCGCCUUAGAGAGAAAGAUUAUCCUUUUGGUCAAGCUCUUUCUACUUUGGGGUUGUCUCUGAUGAAAUGGAGGAAUGACUUGGCUCUGGGAGCAAAUUUGCAGUCUCAGUUUCCAGUUGGUAGGAAUUCAAAGAUGGCUGUUCGAGUUGGGCUGAACAACAAGCUUACUGGGCAGAUAACGGUUCGGACAAGCACCUCAGAACAGCUUCAGAUUGCACUUGCAGGUAUCAUUCCAUUAGCUAUCUCUAUCUAUAGGAGCAUUGCGUCUAGUGAGUCAUAUUUGGAUCACUAGAUUUUGUUUUCUUUGCAAGUAAGUAGAUUGUGAGAGGAUCCCAAAUUUAGCAUUUCUUCACGAUGAGCAUGGUUUACUUUUGAUGUUUUUCUUGUAUCUGGAAUAAUGAUUCUUCGUUUAUAAACUAUUGUAGUCCACCAGUUAUUUUGAUGAUUAACGUUUUAUAUUAGAUGUUCAAGUUGAAAAUUUAAAAUCUU